AUGAUUGACACCAGUCGCCAGAAUAUUGCACUGGGAAUCGUGGUCGCGUUUCCGAUUAUCGGUGGUCUUUCCAUUAUCUUGCGACUAUGGAGUCGCUAUUUGAAGCGAUCUGCACUAUCCAGCGAUGACUAUUUGAUUGUUAUAGGCUAUAUUUUCGCAGUUGCACAAUCCGUCACUUCAUGGUAUUAUAUCAAAACCAACUAUGUUGGAAUCUACGAGUGGGAAAUUCCCUUAGAUUACGAUGUGAAGAAGGGCUUGAUUUGGAACUUUGCCAACCAGCUUCUGUAUAACCCGACCUUGUCAAUAAUCAAGCUGUCCAUAUUGGUGUUUCUACAUCGACUAGAGUCACGGUCGCGACUCGUAAAUGGCCUCAUAUACAUCUCCUUGGCUCUUGUCAUCGCUCUUUUCAUCGCUGUGCUCUUCGUCGAUAUUUUCCAAUGCCACCCUGUGGCGUAUAUAUACGAUAUGUCAAUUGCAGGGGGCAAGUGUAUUGACGAAGGUGCAUUCUACGUAUCGACCGCGGCACUGAAUCUCUUCACAGACUGCUUGGUCCUCUCGAUCCCAGUCAUCAUUACCGUGAGAUUACAGAUGCCGAUCAGGAAGAAAAUUGCUGUCUGUCUUAUUCUGUGUCUGGGAGGAGUUGCGACCGCCAUCGGCGUCUGGCGCAUCAUCAUCCUCGCACAAGCCUUCCUCUCGAAUACAGUCACACCAGACGCCACCUACUCAAUCGGCUUCUGCAGCUCAGCCAUUGAAGUAAACGUCGCCGUCGUCACAGCUUGCGGUCCAUCCAUGAAAGCCAUCGCGAACAGAUACCUACCCCGACUCCUCGGCACGUCGCAGAAUGGAGGGACAUCGGGCUACGGAGCGGGAACGAGCGGCUCUCGCAAGUUCCCUGGAUCACGCAUGUUCUCAAGUCACAAGGCAUCGCAGCUGCAAUCCGAUGCAGAUGAUACCUAUGAAAUGGCGGAUCCCCAAGGCGUGAACCGCGUGGAUAUUAACGCCAAACGCGACUUUGACAUGCGAAAGUACAAGCGCCACGGUGAUAGUCCUAGCGUUUCCAGUGGGAGUGAAGAUGGCGUGAUUGGUAUUAUGAAAACAACAAAUGUCUCCGUUCAUUAUACCUCUGGAGAGAUUACGCAUACGCUCGAUAAUACUCGGUCGCGGGUUGAAAAACAUUCCAGUGUCGAUAGUUUGGUUUAG
Penicillium atrosanguineum is the source of this 1200-nucleotide messenger RNA. RefSeq lists its product as uncharacterized. The record is from RefSeq and is a predicted model, not a curated record. The transcript has 6 exons. Lineage: Eukaryota; Fungi; Ascomycota; Eurotiomycetes; Eurotiales; Aspergillaceae. The coding region runs from base 1 to 1200 and encodes 399 amino acids.